Molecule: messenger RNA, 3891 nt
Organism: Bursaphelenchus xylophilus (pine wood nematode)
Lineage: Eukaryota; Metazoa; Nematoda; Chromadorea; Rhabditida; Aphelenchoididae
Source: the annotation of a GenBank genome assembly
AUGUCAAACAUUGUGUUCCGUCAAAUUGGAGUGCCUGAAAUUAUCAACAACCCUAAAUUUAAACAUCAGACGCACAAGGUUCAGUACUACGUUAAUAUUGAUGAAGAUUGUGAGGACUACGAAGAUCAAUUAAUUCGUCUUGUGAAUGAGAAUGUGGCUCAAGCGAUUAAAGAAAGCGAAGAAGAAGGGGAGAUGGUCUACAAAAUUGCUGCAGCGAUCCAUUCCGAUCGGCUGGUUGAUGGAAUUUUCACAGGUUUUUUACCAACGGUUGACUUUCAGGCAGAGAGGCUGCUGACAAAGUUCUCCAAAGUGCAGCAAAGUGCCAACACACCGUCCAUCAUCGGGGAACCAUUCACGCUUGAUAUUUCAACUGUCAGAGGAAAAACUGGAGGAAGAAGACCACAAGGUGAAUCACAGCUCAAUUCAAAAACAGGCGUUUUUGAAAUCAGAAACACAGGAUCUGACUGCUUUAUCCUAGCGUCACUGGUUGCCUUUAUGAAAAUUGCUUAUUCAGGCAGGAAGCAGUCGGAAUGGGCCUACAGGAUUGCCAAUCAAACUCCUUCGGCAAAACAAAAGUAUAUUGAAGUGCUAGCUGGGUGGUGCACUUCAAUCCUAAAAAAUUCAAAAUGCACCAUAAACCAGAUUGCGCCUGUGGUUGAACGUUACUUGGAGUUGGAAUAUCCUCAAUACAAGCCAAUUAGAAUUGUGGUGUUUGCAACAAGAAACUUCAAUGAUGACUGGUUAUAUCCUUUGGACAAACAUGUUAACGGCAGGACGUAUCUACCUAUAUAUUACAAUAAUAACCAUUUCGACGCAAUUUGGUACACGAAGCGCUUCUUUCAAUAUAAGCAUCAGUGCUAUAUUUGCCAUGUUGCCUAUUCUGACAAGUUACAGCAUAGUAGGAAGUGUUUGCAUAAAUGUCACUUGUGUGGCAGAGUAGGGCCCGAUUUCCCAUGCAAAUUUGAAGAUGUUCAAUACUGUGCCAAUUGUUCGACCACAUUCCCAAACUUUGACUGCUAUAAUGUACAUCAACAGAGAGCAUGUCGUCUUUACAAAACGUGUCAAAUUUGUGAAAAAAGAUAUAACACAAAGGAAAUACACGAAUGCGGCUCAACAUAUUGUCAAACAUGUCACUCGUACCAUUCUGCUUCCAGGUCGUGCUUCGUACAACCAUUGAAAGCUCCAGCAAAAGCGCCUUCCUAUAAGCUUUUUGUGUAUGACUUCGAAACGACGCAAACAACUAUUGUUGAGAAGGAUAAAAAAGCUAAGCAUGUAGUAAACUUUUGUGCUGUUAAAACAAUGUGCGACGAAUGUAUGACAUCAGGAAGAUACGCUGACACAAAUUCUUGCGAUAGUUGCACGGGUGAAUUAAACUACUGGAGCAUUCCGGAAGACGAAAACUGCGAACCGUUGAAAUACUUCUGGCAAUACCUUCGGAGAAACACGGAACCUGGAAAAACGAAUAUAGCGGUUGGACAUUACGCAGGGCGAUUCGAUAUCCCUUUACUGAUGGAGGAGAUCAUAUCCGAAAACGAACAUUACAAUCUACAAAUAACUAACGUAGGAAACAAGAUUUAUUCUCUUGUUAUCAAGGGAGGUGGUGAAUUUGGAUGUAUAAAAUUUAUUGACUCUUAUAACCAUAUCCCUGUACCAUUGGAAAAAAUGAUUGAAACCUUGGAUCUAAAAAAGAUAGCAAAUGACAAGGGAACAUUUCCGCACUUGUUCAAUCAGGAGCAAUUCUACGAAUACGUCAACGAUGGACUACCACCUAUCGAAUAUUACAACCCGGAUUCCAUGUUGACAGAAAAAAGAGCAAAAUUUUUGGAAUGGUACGAAAAACACAAAUCAGAUGACUUUAAUUUCAAAAGAGAGCUUCGCGAAUAUUGCAUCAAUGACGUAAUGUUAUUAGCCCAUGCUUUGGUUACCUUCAGACGUCAAUCUCGAGAAGCAACCGGAUGCCCUACUGAUGAUAUUCUCUACUCGUGUACUACACUUGCGUCAGCAUGUAUGAGAGAUUUUAGAAUGACAUGUAUGCCUAAGGAUAGCAUUGCCUUAGUGCCUGAAAAAGGAAUUGGUAGAUAUGUCAAUCAAUCUAAAGUUGCUUUAAAAAUGUUACGUUAUCUCAAAUACAGCAAAGGAUAUGAACUGCGUUUUCGCGACACACCUGGUGGAGAAUACAAGCUUAAAGUCGAACGCGAAGGAAAAAUCCAUCACUAUUUCGUGGAUGGAUUCGUUGAUCGUUCACCAGCUCAAAGUUUAGUAAUUGAAAUAUAUGGAUGCUUUUUCCACGGAUGCCCAAAGUGUUUCAAAUACAAGGACAUAAUAAUGCCCUUAGGUCAGCGAAGGGAGGAGCUGUAUCUCAAAACGAUGCAACGUCAACAAGCGAUUGAAAACGCUGGUCAUGAGGUAGAAACAUACUGGGAAUGCGAUAUCCAAAAAAUUCUAUCAACAAACGAAGAAAUGCGCAACUUUUUUAAUGACGAAAUCAAGAACCCCGGCCCUCUUGUUUUGAGGGAUGCAUUCAGCGGUGGUAGAACUGGCCCUUCACAACUUUAUGCCAAGGCUGAUGAGAAUUUUGAGAUUACUUACACGGACAUUCAGAGUUUAUACCCUUACGUUCUCGUCACGUACCCUAUGCCUCAUGGUAUUCCUGAACAUGUCUUGGGAAGCGGACCCGUUUUAUGGAACACUCCCGAAAUAAUAAAGGAUGAUGGUGUGUACAAAGUUCUAGUGGUGCCGCCAACUAAUUUAGCACACCCUGUUCUUCCCUCUAAGAUUAAUGAUCAACUUAUGUUUGUUUUAUGCGUUGCUUGUGCCAAAGAGAACUGCAAGACAAAUUUUCCAAGAAAUCUCAUUUGUAGACACACAGAAAAUGAACGUCAAUUUGUCGCCACCGUGGCCAGCGUAGAACUAAGACUAGCAUUGGAAAAAGGGUACAUUGUAAAACAUUUUUAUGAAAUGUACAGAUGUAACAUGAGCAAGGAUAUCUUCAAACCAUAUGUUAUGAAGAAUUUGAAGCUGAAGCUGGAGGCUUCAGGACCUCCUCCUUAUUGCUCGUCAGACGCGCAAAAGAUUGAAUAUUGCAACGAAGUAAAACGACGAUAUGGCUUCGAAUUAAACCAGGCAAAUUGGAUAAAAAAUGCAGGUUUACGUACGAUCGCAAAGUUGCGGUUGAAUUCCUUAUGGGGCAAAUUUGGCCAGAGAUCAAACCUAUCGCACGUUGAGGUGUGCAGAAACCCUAACGAUUUUCACCGAAUACUGCGCGAUUAUGGAAACGACGUAUGCAAAGUCAAUGUUGUAAAUGACACGGUGGCUUUUACCACUGUAAGAAAGAAGGAAGGCUUUGACGAAGAAUACGACUAUUCUAACAUACUUUUGCCUAUAUUUACUACAGCGAGUGCAAGAGUGCAUCUCUACCGCUUCAUGGAUCGAUGCCAAGGCUCAUCAACCUUAUUGUACACUGACACCGACAGCUGUGUUAUACUACAUCCAAGGGGUCAACUGCCGUUUAAAAUUGAUUAUUUUCUUGGUGAUAUGGAACGGGAGCAUGAAAAUAAUGUCAUAGAGGAGUUUAUAUGUGGAGGUGCAAAGCAAUAUGGCUUAAAGAUGAGAGAUGCCAAUGGUACUGCGUUGUAUGAGCUAAAGCUGAGAGGAAUUACCCUCUCAUACAGCGUAAAAGAAAUUCUGAAUUAUAAAGUUUUGCGAGAACUUAUACUGGGUAUCACCAAUAGCUCGAUAUCUACAGUGACUGAUCGUAUUCAACCUGUUAUCAGCAAAGGGGUCUACACGGUCAAGACAGUCAAGAAAUAUCAGCCAGUCUUCUACAAAGGUUUUAUUAACAAUCAAUUGGCUGUUCUUCCGUACGGUUUUAAAUAUUCAUGGCAGACAUAA